Molecule: messenger RNA, 2320 nt
Organism: Spirodela intermedia
Lineage: Eukaryota; Viridiplantae; Streptophyta; Magnoliopsida; Alismatales; Araceae
Source: the annotation of a GenBank genome assembly
AUGACGUGUUGCAGGGCGAUGACGGUGGCGCUGCCGGACUUUGGCGGCGUCGGCGAUGGCGUUACCUCCAACACGAGGGCCUUCCAGUCGGCGGUGGCCCACCUGGCCCAGGCGGCCCCCUGCUCCAGCGGCGGCGGCCAGUUGUACGUCCCCCCCGGGCGGUGGCUCACGGGGAGCUUCAACCUCACUAGUUGCUUCACACUCUACCUACACCGAGACGCCGUCAUCCUCGGCUCCCAGGUCGGCCCCUCUCUCUCUAUCUAUCUCUCUCUAUCUCACUCUAAAACUCUAGUCUCAUGACUUUCUUCGUUCGUCUCACACGCCGGAUUGAUGACGAUAGAAGAGAGCCGCAACAGGAAACAUCGAUUCUCCAAAAAUUGGGUGAAACAGACAAAAAACGCAAUCGAGGAGGUCCCUUUCAGUCGAUUCAGUUCUACCUGUUCUUCAUGCGCAAUAACUCAUUUUCAGUGUGGCACAACAAAUUCAAGGCUAUCAAAAUUCAAGGCUAUAUAAGAUCCUCGCAUGAAUCGAGAAUCUUUUAUCUUCUCAGUUAAGGAGAGAACCGGAAUUCAUUUGUCUCCUGUUUGUGUGACGUAUCAUACUGGCCUUACAAGUCCCUCUCUCUCAUGAACUGAUUACAAUCGCUGCCCUUUUAGAGUCCUCAGUCCAGAGAGAGAACGUAGAAUUUCCAUUUUAAAGGCAUACGUACUAAUCCAUCUUUCUUUUCCCUCGCACACUCCCUCUCAUGAAUCAACCACAGUCACCGCCCUUUAAUAUUCUUCUAAUUAAACCUACAAUCGAAAGUUACUAUCCUCUUACAAGUCGACCUCACCUGUUUCCUUCCUAUAUAUCUCUCUAGACCCAUCUCUCUCCCCCUCAAGAGUUGGAUUACGACCCCGGUAAGUUCUAAGUUAGUGAGAGAAAAUCGUGUUCAGCUGCUUGGUUGAUACAUAUCCUAUCGAUCUCUCUCUCUCUUCCUCUUUCUCUCAUGAAUUGACCAUGCAGGACAUGAGCGAGUGGCCGAUCAUUGAUCCCCUCCCCUCCUACGGCAGGGGGCGGGACGCCCCCGGCGGCCGCUACAGCAGCCUCAUCCUCGGCUCCAACCUCACCGACGUAGCCAUUACAGGUACCAACUAACUAAACCCCCUCGAACAGGAAGGAAGACGGCGCCGCCGCCGACCCGCCCCCACGCUGACACCGCCGCCGGCGCUGUUGUUGCAGGGGACAACGGCACCAUCGACGGUCAGGGAGCGGCAUGGUGGUCCAAGUUCAGAUCCCACAACCUCCGCUACACCCGCGGUUACCUCAUCGAGCUCCUCUUCUCCGACCAGAUCCUCAUCUCCAACCUCACUCUCGUCAACUCGCCCUCCUGGAACGUCCACCCUGUCUACAGCAGGUCUCCUCCCCCUCCACAUACACCACCAACCAUUUUAGGGUUUCAUGACGAUGACCAUGACCCUUGUAGCUUUCUCCUGGCCCUGCAGCAACGUUAUCGUCUCCGGCAUCAGCAUCCUCGCUCCGGUGAACUCCCCCAACACCGACGGCAUCAACCCGGGUGAGAGAAACCUCCCCCGCCGCCAUAGCCGACCGCCUCUCACGGCCUCCAUCUCCCAUGGCAGAUUCCUGCUCGCAGGUGAGGAUCGAGGACUGCUACGUCGUCUCCGGUGACGAUUGCAUCGCCAUCAAGAGCGGGUGGGACGAGUACGGCAUCGCCGUGGGCAUGCCGAGCCGGCAAAUCAGCAUACGGCGGCUCACAUGCAUCUCCCCCACCAGCGCCACCAUAGCUCUCGGGAGCGAGAUGUCCGGCGGGAUCGAGGAUGUGCGUGCAGAGGACAUCACCGCCGUGGACACAGAAUCUGGCGUGCGGAUCAAGACCGCCGUCGGAAGGGGAGCUUACGUGAAGGACAUCUUCGUGAAGGGUUUCGUGAUGAAGACGAUGAAGUGGGCCUUCUGGAUGACCGGAAACUACGGCUCCCACGCCGACGAAGGCUUCGAUCCUGCCGCCAUUCCCGUCGUCUCCGGCAUCAGCUACAGCGACAUCACCGCCAGCAACGUGACCACCGCCGGCAGACUGGAGGGGAUCCCCGGGGCGCCAUUCACGGGGAUCUGUAUCUCCAACGCCACCAUCGAGGUCGUCAAGUCCAAGAAGGCUCCCUGGACCUGCUCCGACAUCGAGGGCGCCACAACCUCCGUCACCCCGCCGCCGUGCUCGGCGCUGCCCGAUCAAGGCGGUGCCGCCACCCCCUGCCCUUUCCCCCCGGAGAGGCUCCCCAUCGACAUGGUCGAGCUCAAGGAGUGCUCCUCACUCGUUCCUCACUGA